Molecule: messenger RNA, 1164 nt
Organism: Cryptomeria japonica (Japanese cedar)
Lineage: Eukaryota; Viridiplantae; Streptophyta; Pinopsida; Cupressales; Cupressaceae
Product: jasmonate-induced oxygenase 2-like
Exons: 4
Coding region: 1-1047 (348 amino acids)
Source: RefSeq, a predicted model, not a curated record
AUGGCAAGUGCAGAGAUGGUCUGUGUUACUAAGCCCAGAGUUGAUGCAGUGGAGAUAUUGGUAGAGAAAGGGAUCACAAGCAUCCCUGAAAAGUUUAUCAGGCCUCGAGAAGAACGUUUCACAUCUCCUACUCCAAGUGAGUAUGGAGAAGAGCAAGUCCCUGUCAUAGACUUGCAAGGCCUCAACUGUUGUGAGGGGAGUGUUGAGAGAGAAAAGGUGUUGAAGCAGCUGGCUUAUGCCUGUGAGGAGUGGGGUUUCUUUCAGAUUAAACAAGCUUAUGCUGCCUUGCCUGGUUUGAUCACUCAGGGGUAUGGGAGUAAGUAUAUAGCAAGGGAGGGUGCAACCAGAGAUUGGAGAGACUUUGUCUAUCUUUUUCUACAGCCUCACUCCAGAAGAGAUUAUGCUUAUUGGCCUUCUGAUCCUUCUGAUUUCAGAGAGGUUGUCUACAAUUUUAGCGAGGAGACCUUAAAAUUGACUAAAAGUUUAUUGGGAGCAUUCUCUUUAAACUUGGGACUUCCUCAAAAUUAUCUGGAAACAUUCAUUGUGCAACCUUAUCAAAAUAUGCUCAUCAAUUACUACCCUCGCUGCCCUGAACCAGAACUCACAGCUGGGUUUUAUGCACAUUCAGACAUUGGCAUGGUCACAUUGCUUCUACAAGAAACUGGCUCUAAAGCCCUUCAGAUUAGAAAGAAUGAUAAGUGGAUUCCUGUGUUAGCAGCACCUGGAGCUUUAUUAGUCAAUAUAGCUGAUCAAAUAGAGAUCAUCAGUAAUGGGAGAUACAAGAGUAUUGAACAUAGAGUUGUGGCUGAUAAAGAUAAACCAAGAGUAUCCAUUCCAGUUUUUUGUGAUGCUGCCCCAGAUGCCAUCAUUAAACCUGCCCCAGAACUCCUGGGGAGAAGGAUAGUUAAUGAAGCUACAAAGGUUGAAGAAGAGAUGAAAGAAAAUGCUAAGUAUACCAGUAUUGUUUUUAAGAACCAUGAAAUUGCUUUCUACAAAGAUGGUGCAAACAGCAAGAAGUAUGUCCAAUCAUACAUGUUGCAGGCUUAAAGGCUCAUAAAACUUUAAUCUUAUAGAUAAUAUUAUAAUGAGUGUCAUGUAGUGGUUAGUCAAAGUUUCGGUUUUUUUUUGGGUUAAGAAUGCUUAAGUUUAAGUUUUGAUGGUGGA